UAAUAAAAUAUUUCAUGUAGUAUACCUGUAUAAUUGUAUAUGAGUUCAAUCUAAUAUUUGUUGUUAUUUAAGUUUGGGGGUUCUUUCUGGUUGUAAACUUCUGCCAUGGCUGCUAAAUUAGGGUCCUUUAGGCACACUUUUGCAGAAAGAAGAGAGCUUGUGAAAUUGUUAUCUGGUAAAAAGAGCUCUUCAGAAAUUUCAUCAACUGGGUUGUACAUAAACAACAAUAUAGAACAAGAAGACAAGGGUUUUGGUACUAAAAAAGUUGUAAACUUUUGGAAGAAAUUAAAAGAUGUUGGUGUUAAAGGUUUUGAGAUGGGUCGGGCUGAUCCGAGAAAGAUUGUCUUCUCUGCGAAAAUGGGCUUGGCUUUGGUGCUUAUAUCUUUCUUGAUUUUCUGGAAAGAACCCAUUAAGGAACUCAGUUCUCACUCUGUUUGGGCUAUACUCACUGUUGUUGUUGUAUUUGAGUUCAGUAUUGGUGCAACCUUAAGCAAAGGAUUUAAUCGUGGAUUGGGGACACUAUCAGCUGGGGGGCUUGCCCUUGGGACGGCACAUUUAUGUGAAUUGGCCGGAGACUGGGAAGAAUCUGUUGUUAUUGUCAGCGUAUUUGUUAUAGGUUUUUGCACCACUUACGCAAAACUGUACCCCACAUUCAAGCCGUACGAAUAUGGUUUCAGGGUCUUCUUAUUGACAUAUUGUUUUAUCAUGGUAUCCGGAUAUCAGAAGGGAGAUUUUUUACAUACAGCAGUAACCCGAUUCUUGCUCAUUGCAUUGGGGGCUGGUGUAAGUUUGGUGGUUAAUAUCUGCAUCUACCCUAUUUGGGCUGGGGAGGAUCUGCACAAUUUGGUGGCAAAGAACUUUGCACGUGUUGCUGACUCUUUGGAAGGAUGUAUCAGUGGUUAUCUUCAUUGUGUUGAGUACAAGAGGAUUCCUUCAAAAAUUCUUACUUACCAAGCUUCUGACGAUCCAGUGUAUAGUGGCUACAGAUCAGCUGUGGAGUCUACCAGCCAAGAAGAUUCUCUGUUGGGUUUUGCUAUAUGGGAGCCGCCUCAUGGUCCUUACAAAACGCUUAAUUACCCCUGGAAAAACUAUGUCAAAGUCGGUGGCUCGUUAAGGCAUUGUGCAUUCAUGGUCAUGGCAUUGCAUGGAUGUAUUCUCUCUGAAAUACAGGCUCCUGCUGAGAGAAGACUAGUUUUUCGCGAUGAACUGCAGAAGACAGGUACUGCAGGUGCCAAAGUAUUACGUGAGAUUGGAAAAAAGUUAAAAAAGAUGGAGAAGUUAGGAAUGGUGGAUAUACUUGAAGAAGUGCAUGAAGCAGCAGAGAACUUGCAGAAAAAGAUUGAUCAAAAGUCAUACCUUCUCGUCAAUUCUGAAAGCUGGGAAAUUGGAAGACCAACAAUAGUACUAGAAGAUCCUGAAGAUUUUCAAACAACAGAUUGUGACGAAAAAAGAUUUCCAGAAUACAAGUCUCGCAGUGAAACUGUGCUAGAUCUUAGCUCACUCCAGGGGAACUGGGAUUUUAGCAAAUCUAACGUGGAUGACAAAUCUAACACAAGCGAAACCUUCAGUAAAAACAGUUCUGCAGCUACAAACCAAGAAAAAUCGAAGACGUAUGAGAGUGCUAGCGUGUUGUCUUUGGCAACGUUUGCAUCGCUUUUGAUUGAGUUUGUUGCAAGGCUCCAAAAUCUUGUUGAUUCAUUCGAAGAGUUGAGCAUCAAAGCUAACUUCAAGGAACCUAGUGAUGAGGCAGUUGCAGAAGUAGAAGUUAUGAGCUUGUGGAGCAGGUUUUGUAGGUUUUUCAAAUAUAAGAAAAGAGAAGACUGCUUACUAGUUUAACAAAUGGUGUCUAGACAUUGAUGGCUUGCUGUCAGUGGUAGUUGAAUAUAUAUUUGUAGAACUUUGAACAUAGUACAGGAUUUAACUCUAAAGGCCAACCAUAUAUAGCAAAGCUGUCAGAUGCCAUCUAAUUUCAAGAAGAUUUACUUUAGUUUUC
This is a messenger RNA of Daucus carota subsp. sativus, 1993 nucleotides long. Its product is annotated as aluminum-activated malate transporter 9. The record is from RefSeq and is a predicted model, not a curated record. Gene Ontology annotation, cellular component: plant-type vacuole membrane. The transcript is spliced from 6 exons. NCBI's taxonomy places the organism in Eukaryota, Viridiplantae, Streptophyta, Magnoliopsida, Apiales, Apiaceae. Gene Ontology annotation, biological process: malate transport. The coding region runs from base 106 to 1836 and encodes 576 amino acids.